This is a messenger RNA of Anthostomella pinea, 1992 nucleotides long. The record is from the annotation of a GenBank genome assembly. Lineage: Eukaryota; Fungi; Ascomycota; Sordariomycetes; Xylariales; Xylariaceae.
AUGGCGCACGCUGCCCCUGUCGAUAUUGCCAACGGCAAUGGCGUCGCUUUGGGAACCGCGAGUCCCAAGAAGGUGGCCUACUUCUAUGAUUCAGACAUCGGCAAUUUCGCCUACGUUGCAGGCCAUCCCAUGAAGCCCCAUCGCAUUCGACUGGCGCACAGUUUGAUUAUGAAUUACGGCGUCUACAAGAAGAUGGAGAUCUACCGUGCGAAACCCGCGACGAGGCUGGAAAUGACCCAGUUCCACACCGACGAGUACAUCGAUUUCCUGCAGAAGGUCAGCCCUGAGAACAUGGACGGCUUUCAGCGGGAGCAGUCCAAGUUCAAUGUCGGAGACGAUUGCCCCGUCUUUGACGGCCUUUUCGAGUUCUGUGGGAUCAGUGCUGGUGGCAGUAUGGAAGGCGCGGCACGCUUGAACAGGGGCAAAUGCGACAUCGCUGUCAACUGGGCCGGAGGGCUUCAUCAUGCAAAGAAGAGCGAAGCUAGCGGCUUCUGCUACGUCAACGAUAUUGUCCUCGGCAUCCUCGAGCUCCUACGAUACAAGAAGCGCGUCCUUUACAUCGAUAUUGAUGUGCACCAUGGCGACGGUGUCGAGGAAGCAUUCUACACGACAGAUCGCGUCAUGACUGUGUCCUUCCACAAGUAUGGCGAGUAUUUCCCAGGCACCGGUGAACUUCGCGACAUCGGUAUUGGUCAGGGCAAAUACUACGCUGUCAACUUCCCCCUACGGGACGGCAUAGAUGACUCGUCCUACAAGUCCAUCUUCGAGCCCGUCAUCAAGAGCGUCAUGGAGUUCUACGAUCCCGAAGCUGUCGUCCUGCAAUGUGGAGGCGACAGCCUGUCCGGUGACCGCCUGGGUUGUUUCAACUUGAGUAUGGAAGGUCAUGCCAACUGCGUCAAAUACGUCAAGAGCUUCAAUAAGCCCACUCUGGUACUCGGCGGUGGCGGCUACACCAUGCGCAACGUUGCUCGCACUUGGGCCUUUGAGACCGGGUUGCUUGUGGAUGCCAAUAUGCCACGCUCGUUGCCAUUUAACGAGUACUACGAGUAUUAUGGUCCCGACUACGCCCUCGAUGUCCGCGCCUCUAAUAUGGAGAACGCCAACAGCCCUGAGUACUUGGAGAAGAUCAAGAACCAGUUGAUCGAGAACCUACGUCGCACAAUUCAUAAACCCUCAGUGCAGAUGCAGGAUACCCCUCGCCACUCGCUGGGUGCGAUGUCUGACGAAGAUGAUGCCAUCCUGGACGAUCUGGAUGAGGACAAGAACCAGGAUAUCCGCAUGACCCAACGCCAAUGGGACCAACGGAUAGAACCGGACAACGAAUAUGAGGAAAGCGAUAAUGAAGACAUGGACAGAGCAAAUGGUGUUCAUCACAUCCGGGACACCAGGCCCGCUUUCGCUGAUUACCGCCAUUCAGAUGCUGAGGACAGUGGCGAUGUCACGCCAGCUAACGGUAGAACCGAUAAUGUCAUUACAUCUAAAGAAACCGAUGAAGUGGACAUGAGAGAUGUCGACAAAGAUGGGACACCUGAGGUUGCAGAGGCCACUGCUACCGUUGACACGACUGAGAAGCAGCCAGCACUCGAGAUAGACGCUGCCGGUAUAGCAGAGCAGGAAGAGGCCCUGAAAGAAGCACAAUUGCCUUCGAACUCAGACAAAGACAGCACCGGGAGCAACAGGACUGCAGCUACCGACAACAACAGCUCGAAUGGCAAAGCAAUAGAUCCCAAGGAGAAUGACGAGUUCAUGCGGGAUGCGGACGACAAUGUGGGCACUCCUGAGCGUGCAGUCGAGAAGCCACCAGCCGGAGAAUCCGAAGCCAAGACUGAACCAACGUCAGUUAACGUCGACCAUGAUGGUGAUGUUGAGAUGGACCAGCCUCCCCCGGCUCUGACGAAAGACGAUACCCAGGACAUAAAGAAGGAGGAGCCGGUAAACCCGACUCCCGUCAACGAGACGGACGACGCUGCGAAAUAUGUGCCCAGCAACUAG